Molecule: messenger RNA, 763 nt
Organism: Phaethon lepturus (White-tailed tropicbird)
Lineage: Eukaryota; Metazoa; Chordata; Aves; Phaethontiformes; Phaethontidae
Product: anomalous homeobox protein-like
Exons: 5
Biological process (GO): regulation of transcription by RNA polymerase II
Cellular component (GO): transcription regulator complex; nucleus
Molecular function (GO): RNA polymerase II cis-regulatory region sequence-specific DNA binding; DNA-binding transcription factor activity, RNA polymerase II-specific
Source: RefSeq, a predicted model, not a curated record
AUGAAGCGGUUCAUGGCCAUGUUAAACAGGAAUAAAAACAAGGAUCCCCCACCCACCAGGCUGCUGGAUCUAGCAGGACAGCUUUGCCAGGACCUUCAGAGCUCAUCUGCUAGUCUGGAGAAGCUGGUUGGGACCAUGAUGGGAUGCAAACACAAGAUGUAUUUUCUCACUAACAUCCACGUUGUCCGAGCUUGUGUGUUUGUUCAUAUCCGUAAUGGGCAGCAUGACACAGCCUGCAGACUCCUGGAGUAUUGCAAGGCAGAAGAGAAGGAGGAGCUGGUGCAACUUUGGCACGAGAUUCACUACCGGAGGUUUAUGGAGAAACACCACAUGGAUUUUCUGACACCACUGCAGAAAUUCCGUUGCAGGAAGAGGAAUCCUCCACCUAUUUCGCUUUGUCCUGAAGGUUUGAAAAAUCGAAACUAUUCAGAUGAAGUACGCCAGCAACUGCUCAGGUUUGCUGCAGAGGUGACAACAAAUCCAACCAAGAAACAGCGGGAGAGAUUGGCUCGGGACAUGAACCUGCAGCCAACUCAGGUCUAUAAUUGGUUUGCAAAUUAUCGACGACGCCAAAAAUCCUGCCUCCCUCAUAUGGAAGAGCUCAACAACUUCUGUCCUGAGAGGGCUUUGACUUACCACACAAAGGAGCAGCAGGAUAAAGGAUCGUACACUCCACAAACUGCAGACGAACAGCUGGCCAUGUGGCAGGCCCCUUGCAGCACCAGAGGAGUCUCUGGCUCCGUGUGGACCCCAACUAUAGAAG